AGAGCUGAGGACUGAGGUGAGUCGGGAAGACCCGGAGGGAGAACCAACAGGUUGGCGGUCGCGCACGUGGUGAGGACGUUCGAAAACGAGUGGAUAUCGGAAAUAAUUGCGGGAAAGAACAAGUUUUUCUAUUUUCUGGUUCUAUAGCGUCUUGUUUCUUCCCCGUGGUGUCUUUACGAACGGUUCUGUGAUUCCGCAACAAGAUCUUUUAAUAAAAAGGGGCGAAAGACUAGUUCAAGAUGAGGACGUUACUAGGCACAGGUUUUGUUAUAUUCGCAUGCAUCUGCCCUCUCGUUAAGCCACAGAUACACGAGCCUUCCGCUAACAGUACCACUCACAGUUCAACGCCAGGCCCAACAACCCCAGUGGUAACCACUACAGAAGUCAAUGAAGCUGAAAGUGCCUCAGUUGAACCUCAUGAGCCAGAAUCUGCAGCGGAAGCACCAUCUAGCAGUAAUGAAGCGAGCGCAUCCUUGCCAGAGACAGAGGUUCCUCACACCCCACUUCCAAGAGUAGACAACGAGGUUGAAAUUGGUAACAUCCAUAAUGUAACCAGCACCAGCUCUCCGGACACCACUACUCCUUCAGCCAGUGGAGGUAGCGAAGAAGUUGCAGAAACGACCCUUUCUCCGACCCCUGGCACAACCGCGUCUUCGCUUCUUACUACGGAACACAUUACAACGACUCCAGGUGAGAACUUACAUGAAACCAGCCCAGCAGUGUCUGAAGAGCCGACAACUACUGCUUCAUCUACAAGUCCCACAACCGAACAAGAAGAAGAAGAUCCACUCACCACCACUGAUGCUCCAUUGGCAGUCACUGAGACUUCUACUCAUUCAGCCGUGGAAAUUUCAACUGAGGGCAGUGAAGUUACUGCUUCUUCAGAACCGCCUGUGACCACCACAGUGCAGGAAACAUCGACAGUAGCAACAACUGAGGAAGCUGAAGGUCCCACACCUGAACCAGAGAGCAUAACUGAGGCGUCAACCACUACUUUAUCACCAGGAACAACGACUAUGGAGGACAACAGUACUACAACGGAUGACACGACUGAAUCAACAGAAGGAUCUGCCGAAACAGCAACAACCACGACAACUGAGACAACCACGACAAGUGAGAGCGUUUCAGAGGAAUCGCCAGAAAGUGAAAAGAAUGUGGGUGGCUGCCUCAGCAAAGCAGACGUCAACACAAUAUUGAUCAUUGCCAUCGUAGUUGGGGUAAACGUCCUAUCUGUGGUUGUGACAGCAAUCUGUGUACAUAGACUGGUAUCUCGCAGAUUAUCUUGGGAUCCACCUCCAAUGCAUUACAGCAAGAAGUCUUCCCCAGCAGAAGCCCGCGGGAGAUCGUCCCCUAGCCGCCCCCCGCACCGCCGGAAUCAAUCUCGCAACAGACACUGACUGCAGAGCUGGCGAGAACCCCGCUACCCAGAUUCCUAUAGUGAUCACGAACGAAGACGGCUGGUGCGUCCCGUACAGCGACCAAGACAAGAAGAAGAAGAACGCUUCCGAAAAGAAAACAGAGGACACUGGAGUGUGAAUGGGGUUUGCUGUCCUUCAAUUAGUGCUCGGUGUCUCAAUUUGAUCGAAUUUUCAUUGACAAAACUUUAAUUAAAGAGUGUUUAGGAAGGCCAUUCAUUUGGAAAAGAGCGUGAGUGAAAUGGAGCACUUAGUAGGCAGAUUGCUAAGAAACUAUACUCUGUUUUUUUCCAUCUGUCCAUCCGCCUGUGGUGUUUUCGCAUGGUAACACUGCGUCCCGGGCUUUAAAUAGUUACGCUAUGUGUAAGUUUUAGGUAAAUAAAAGGAUAUCCGGGUGUACAUUUUCAACUGAAAAGUGUUUUAAUAAUUUACUGUAUGCGAAUUACACCGUUAAUGUUCGAAAUAGGAUAUUAUUAUUGUUGUUGAAUGUAAGCUGAAUGUAACUACCCAAGCCCGGGACGCAGUGUUACCAUACGCAAACACCACAGGCGGAUGGACAGAUGAAAAAAAAACGAGUAUAACUUAUUAAGUGUCUCAGAUCAGCAGAAAAUAAAUUAUUCAAGAAUUUACCUCGAGAGUUGAAUUACAGACAGCAACACCAGUCCUUGGGUGGAUGAUGAUCCAUCAUUGGUAAAACAAGAGGAGGUCCGGUUGGUAUUAUAUGAUUACAGAUGUUGAUUUUUUAUUACCGAUUAAUCAUGUGGUUAUUUAUAGUUAUAAAGGCUAUACUAUCUCUUUGGUGAAGAGAAAGAUGUUAAGCUUUGAAAGUUCUCAGCUCUACGUUAUUUUUGUAAUUACACUUUGUAACGGUUAUUGUACGUUUAAAAAUUUGAACGGGUCCAUGUUUUAAUCUUGCAUGGUAGGACGAAAUAUCUUUAAUAGUAGUGACAAGAUUGUGAUGAUAGUUUUGAAAAUAAUACCAUUGUUUAAAAAUACAAAUCGUUUAGAAGUAAUAGUUUCUGUAUUUUUCCCAUUUUCCAUUCUUGGAAUAACCAAUAAAUCUAAUACCUUUAUUUUUCCCUUUUUCCAUUCUCUUAUUAUCUGUUUGAUAAACAGCUUCUUUCAUACUUCACUGGCUAUUCAGUGUAUCACAUUAGCUGAUGACUGAAAUUUUAUAAGCAAAUGUUUGAAACUUUUUGAAUAGUUUGUUUUCUAAAAUGUUAAACCAACACUUCUGUCUCUGAAUGUAGGGAGAGAUGACUCUCAAAUCCUCCUAAAGUUUCUGCAUAUAAGGAGUGUUAAACCUGCCACGUUCAAGCUCUUUAUGGUCUAAAUAAAGGGGAAAGAGUAUGGACUUGUCUGUGCAAAGGAAAAAUGGUAGGGUGGGGGGGGGGGGGGGUUGCGUUCGGGGUGGCUGGUCGCAAAAACUACGUUAUUCUCUUCCAUAAUAAUAAUAAUGGAAUUUGUCUGUUAUGGUGAUUAGUGCUUUGCAGUAAGUGGUCAUGCUAUUGAAUUUAAAGAGAAAUAAGUGGGACGCGGAAGUGUUCACUUGAUAUUUUCUAUGAGUGGGUAUAUCAAGGUGCUUCAUUAACAUGUACUAAAGUCUUUCCACUAAGAAAAUAAAUCUUCACCGUCGUAAUCCUCAUUAUUAUCAGUAUAUUGUUGCACACCAGAAAAGUUCUUCUUUCUUACUCUAAUGCAAGAGUAUUCUCACUUUACUCUCAUUCACUCUAGUAAUCUCAUUCAUUCAUUGUCAGUUUUCUCAUUCAUUCACUGAGAAGAGAAAAAUCUCAUUCUGUUCAAGUCGAUUUACACUAUUUUCUUUAGAUUAUCUCGAUAUCGGCAACUUCGAUGACGACUUUCCAAAGAAUGAAGUGGUAAUUUGUUAAGUAUUGCGAUAAUUUAUAAUCAGCAGCAAAUCAUAUGUUAUCAAAUAGUAUUUAAAUAAUAGAGAAAAAUACUUUUGUCCUUAGGAAACAAUGACCAAAUAUAAUUUUAGUUUAUAUUGUCAAAUUUGUUUUUCUUAUUUUGCUGCUUAAUGUGAACCGUUGACUGCUUUUAAGCUUCCGUUUCGUUACUAUGCAUAUUUGUUUGGUAUCAGAGCAUAACGUUGUUCAGUGAUGCUCACUGGACUAUGAUCAUUUUAAAAAAAUGAGACUAAUAUCCAAAAGUGAAUUAUAUGACUAGCAUCCCUGUUAAAGAGUAUUGUAAGUGCAUGUUGUGAUAAGAAUUUCCAAUUUCGGAUGUAUGUAUGAAACAAAAAUAAAUUAUUACCUGAUUUCAA
This is a messenger RNA of Macrobrachium nipponense, 3699 nucleotides long. RefSeq lists its product as uncharacterized. Bases 240 to 1397 code for a protein of 385 amino acids. The transcript is spliced from 4 exons. The record is from RefSeq and is a predicted model, not a curated record. Lineage: Eukaryota; Metazoa; Arthropoda; Malacostraca; Decapoda; Palaemonidae.